Molecule: messenger RNA, 873 nt
Organism: Theileria parva strain Muguga
Lineage: Eukaryota; Apicomplexa; Aconoidasida; Piroplasmida; Theileriidae
Exons: 3
Coding region: 1-855 (284 amino acids)
Biological process (GO): maturation of SSU-rRNA
Molecular function (GO): rRNA small subunit aminocarboxypropyltransferase activity
Source: RefSeq, a predicted model, not a curated record
AUGGUUGGAUUUAGGGGUAAAAAUUUUGGUAGGAGGAAUUGCGCGAAUAUCCACGACGUGUACGCAAACGCACUAAAAUUGACCAAAUCCAGCCAAAUUCCACAGGAUUCCAACAGUAAAUCUAAUAUUUCACCCGAGCCUCCCGAAUUACAAGAGAAUUUACAACAUUCAGAGCCUAAUUUAGGUGAUUUAGAGCCGAAUUUACAACAUUUUGAGUCUAAAUUUGACGAAAAUGUGUCCGAUUCUGACGUCACAGAUGAAGUAAAGACAUUAAAAGUCCGAAUGUAUUUGUGGCAUUUUAACCAAUGUGACGUUAAACGUUGUACGGGUAAAAGGCUGUUAAGAUUUGGCCUUGUAAAGGAGUUACCAAUGACGCAAAGGUUCUCUGGGAUAAUUCUAACUCCCCUGGCAACCACUUUAUUCUCCCUAAGUGACGCUGAAAUUGUCAAAAACAAAGGCAUCGCAGUCAUCGAUUGCUCCUGGAAUAAAAUCACACAAACACCACUCAACUCCUUUCAAACACGGAAUGGCCGGAUAUUGCCGUUUUUGGUGGCUGGAAAUCCAACGCAUUUUGGGAAACCAUUUGAGUUAUCCUGCGCUGAAGCACUAGCUUCAGCUCUCUACAUCGCACGAAUGGCGGAUAGUGCGGAGAGAGUGUUAUCGGUGUUUAAUUGGGGACAUGUGUUUCUAGAGUUAAAUCGAGCGGCUUUCGAGUUAUAUUCCUCAAAAGGCUUUACGAGUGAAGACAUGUUAAGGUUACAGGAGGAGUAUUUACAGGAGCAAAAAACACAGUCCCAGGAACAGAAAUCACUCAACUCCAUAGACUACCAACAUAUCUCAGAUAAUAUCACUUAAUAUUCUUAAUAAACUGUA